Chaetura pelagica (chimney swift) is the source of this 870-nucleotide messenger RNA. RefSeq names its product oxidative stress-responsive serine-rich protein 1-like. NCBI's taxonomy places the organism in Eukaryota, Metazoa, Chordata, Aves, Apodiformes, Apodidae. The record is from RefSeq and is a predicted model, not a curated record. Gene Ontology annotation, biological process: cellular response to hydrogen peroxide. The transcript has 3 exons. Bases 1 to 870 code for a protein of 289 amino acids.
AUGGACCUGGAAGCUAAAGAUGAAGAGGAGGAGAGUCUGCAAACUGCUUUCAAGAAGCUGAGGGUGGAGGCAGCAGGAUGCACGGGAACUCUGCCUGGGGGUGACGGGACCCUGCUGAGGACACCACUGAGAGCAUCUGGGGAGGGGGCCAAGCCACAGCCUGGCAGCUCCAAGGACAUAUGGCAUGGGUGUGUGAGGAAGCCUUCCCGAGGGUCAGCAAGAGUCCCACGGCGCAGACGCUCCAAGUCUCCUGUCCUGCAUCCUCCCAAGUUUACAUACUGCAACGUGAAAGCCACCAGCCAGUUGAAACACAACCCCCAGGCAGACCCAGCCACGGGCAGCAUCAGUUCAGACGUUUUUGUUGCAGCAGAACACGGUACGAAGGACGGGCACGAUUCUCACCUGGAGGCCGGCGAGGACAGGACUGAACCUUUGGAAGCUUUCACUGCCAAAGAGCCUUUGGAGAAGUCAAGAGAGAAUUUCCCUGCUCUCUCCUCAUCCUUUGAAACCAGCUUGCAUUGUAGCCAAACCUCUGAUUUCCAGUCCUUAUCCAUGCUUAGCAAUGGGAAGCAGUGCCCUUGUACGGACAGGAAAUGCCAGUGCAAACAGUGGAGAACCAUGGAAGUGUACUCAUUCUCCGGCCUGCGGAGCGUCCUGUCGGAAUGUGAGAAGGCAGUCCUGGGAGCCCAUGCCCAGUCUCUUCACAGAUCCCCCUGUGGGGCAGUGCCAACAGGUUCUCCUAGAUCUUGUUCUGAGCAAGCUCGAGCCUUUGUAGAUGACGUGACUAUUGAAGAUCUGUCUGGAUACAUGGAAUACUACUUAUAUAUUCCCAAGAAAAUGUCUCACAUGGCAGAAAUGAUGUAUACCUGA